Messenger RNA from Pochonia chlamydosporia 170, 282 nucleotides. RefSeq names its product fungal hydrophobin domain-containing protein. NCBI's taxonomy places the organism in Eukaryota, Fungi, Ascomycota, Sordariomycetes, Hypocreales, Clavicipitaceae. Bases 1 to 282 code for a protein of 93 amino acids. The transcript has 3 exons. The record is from RefSeq and is a predicted model, not a curated record. Gene Ontology annotation, cellular component: extracellular region.
AUGAAGUUCCUCGCUGUUGUCGCUCUCGCCGGUACCGCCAUGGCCGUUCCCACCACCACCACUACUACACCAGCUUGCCCAGGCGGCCUGUACAGCUUGCCUAGAUGCUGCGCUACGUUUGUCCUUGGCGUCAUCGGCCUCGACUGUACCGUUCCAUCGAGGACUCCCAACAGCCCAGCAGACCUUCGCAGUGUCUGCAGCGACAUCGGCAAGCAAGGCGGUUGCUGCUUCCUUGAUCUUGCGAGCCAGUCACUUGUCUGCACCCCGGUUUCUGCUAACUAA